UAAGCACUGGAGCGAAGCAAUUGUUGACAAACGUCUAAAUCCGCGUUUUUAUUCUGUGGUUUGAAAUACCGAUUUAUGGUUUCCGCAUAAGCUGCACAGGCGGUAGAAUGUUUGUAUGAAUUAAACAUUUCAUUCAUGUUGUGUUUUGGAAUUAUGAAUGGAGAACUGAAGACAAAAUAGAAGUGGGAGUGUGUAAAUAUACAGCAUGUUUGAAAACUACAAGUUCUCUUUUUCAUGUUUAUAAUGACGUAAUGAAGUCAUUUUUUACAUCCGGAUAACAAAUUGAAAAGAAAAACAUGAGGUGGUGGACGUGUAUUACAUAUAUUCUGUUUUGCUUACCGUUAAAAUGUAUGGCUUCCACGCGCUGCUAUUAUUCUGAUGGUCAACCUGAAGGUUACUGUCAUGAACAGACGUUUUCAGAAACUGGUCAAGUCCGUUUUGCAGCAACAAUUGGGAUUCAUGAACCACUUGAUGACCAUCUGUGUGGAGACAUAUCCCCCAGUGGUGUCCAAACAGCUAUAGCAGUCAAAUGGAUAGUGGACAUUUUGAACGGAGCAGGAGAUUUUGUCAACGCUUUUGUGCCAGGCAUAAAAUUAGGUUAUGACAUAUAUGAUGAUUGUGGAAUCGUGUCACGUGCUACUGAUGGCGUUUCAGAAAAGGUUUCAAACACAGAUCCUAGUAUUUUGAUGAAAUGUGAUGAUCAAUGUCCAUCAGCGCAACCACCAUUUUUAGGGUUGUUGAGUUCAAGCACACCAGAGGCAACGUCUGCUGCCCUCUCUGUUCUUUCUCCCGCCAUCACAGGUGUGACGUCACAGUCGCCUUACAAAGAAAUUAAUGACAGGCGUUUGAUGUUUACAUUGCAUGAAGAGGAAGAAAUCAAGGGAAUAGUGAAAUUGAUGCAACAUCAAAAAUGGUCUAUGAUAGCUGUUUUAUAUGUGGAUAACCAAAGUGGUGUCGCGAUGUAUGAGGCCCUAGUAAACCAAUCUCAAAAUUCUGGAAUAUGUUUGGCUUAUACAGCUAAUGUAAAGGAAAAGGAUCUAUCAAUAUCUACAGACAAAGCUCAAUUAGAGCCAAUAAUUGAAGAAUUGGAGAAGAGACAGAAGAAACUUAUUGACGAAAAGCUAAGUGUCGUGUUCCUUGGAAAUACGAAAACAGCAAAAAUACUUUUUGAGUACAUUAGUGAUCGUCCAACAAACGUGAUUAUUCAUAAACUUCAAUGGAUUUUCCCUUCAAAUAUCCAUCUGGAUUACAAUCUGAAAAACAUUUUGAAGAAACCCCUCACACAACAGGAACAGAGUCAACCAAAAGUCAUAUUUGUAGAAAAACAACACAGAUCUUUGACCUCUUUCAAGAAUUUUUUUGUUGAUGAACUGCUGAAUUCAAAUAAGUACGAUCAAUUGCCGAAACCUUAUUUGGAUCAGUAUGAGUCAAAGAUGUUGGGUCCUAGCAGUGGAAAUAAAAAUGAUCUUAUUGAAGUUUUUAGACAAACAGGAAGUGUGCUUCCUACAGUGACGGCCAUUAUGAUGUUUGCUACUUCCCUGCGUAAAAUGCAGAAAGAAUUAUGUUCUAUUCAAAGUAAUUUGCAAUUUUGUCCGGAAUUGCGAUCUAAUUUGACUAACGAGUCCCUCCGUCUUGAUCCGUCGAGUUUUGAACAUGAAAUACAAAGCUCCAAUGUAAUUCCAGAUGAAUUGAAAAAUUUAACCAUAACAAAUGACAGUUUUCUGUAUUCUUUUCAAAGUCUUCAAGAUCUUCAGUUCUCUUUGUUUGAUUCUUCAGACGCAACAUUACGAAAGCUAGCAAGCCUCAAGAUUGAAGAAAUUGUUGUUCAUGAUGAAUCCAAGCUACUAGAGCUAACAUCUGAAUGCAAGUUAACAUGUGAAGAGUGUUGGAAUACAGAAGACAUUGAUUUUGCUUAUAUUCCAGGAGAUGUUUUACUUCUGGGAAUAUUCUCACUACGGGAGGAUGGAUCAACAUCUUCCACAGACUCCAUAAACAAAUACAAAUGUGGCGCAUUUCGAGAUGCUUAUACACCUAUUACCGUUUCUUCUUUUCUUCAUUCGAUUACAAGCUUACAAGAGCAAAACCUUGCUAGAACUACUGUGGGAGGCAUUGCUCUAGAUGACUGUUAUAAUCCACUAAGUAUUUCGUAUGUCUUGUCUGAAUUAUUUACAGGAAGGCGUCACUUAAAAGAUCCAGAAACAGGAGAGAGAAUUGACUUCAGUAAAGUCAUUGCUGUUAUAGGAGCACUGUCGAGCAAAGUCACCCAAAUAAUUGCUGAUCAAUUGACUUUACUGGAUAUUCCAUUGAUAUCUUAUGGAGCUUCGUCUGCUACUUUGGAUGAUAGAAUCCGAUAUCCCUUGUUCUUACGAACAGUUCCAAGUGAUCAUUUCCAGGUCCAGGGUUUAGUAGAUCUUUUAGAGAAAUUAAAAUACAGUCAUGUGGGAGUAAUUUACCUAGACGAUGCCUAUGGUCAAAACGCUAAACAAUCUUUUAUAACUAUGACAGAACACAAGAAAAUAUGUAUUGAGGAACCCCUGCCUAUUACUGAAGAUUUCAAAUCUGAUGAAAUACAGUCUAUAAUCGACAAAUUGACCGCACAGAGAGUGAAAGUUGUCCUUUACAUUGGAAUCGAUACAGUUUCUGAGAUGUUGUUGGACAAGCUUAAGUCAAACAUCGCUGAUAUUCAUUUUACUUUUGUUGCCAGCGAAGGCUGGGGAACAAACACUAGAAUUCUAGCUGGUGACCGAGGUAAGGCUGCAGCGGGAACCUUGGUUUUCGUGACCCAUGAUAGCUUCGACAUGUCCAAUUCUUUCAAAAACUACCUGGAAAAUAUAACCUCUUCUUCUCAAACUAAAAAUCCGUGGCUGAAACAGUUCUGGGAAGUGGUGCUGGAAUGUGAUUAUCCGGGUUCGUUUAACAAGCGGUAUUCUAAAACUUGUGGAAAAGGGAUCAAAUUUUCAACAGUUCAAGUUGAAAAUUUCGCCAAAUCUCAGAGAAGUGUUCAUGUUCAUCAAGCUACGUUUGCUUUAGAAAAAGCUUAUCGUCAAGUAAUGAAUGACGUUUCAUGUCAGUCUUUUCGAAAUAGGGACUGUGCUGAUAAAUUUGUGACUGCCAUCAAAUCCACAGAACUUGUGGGAAGUAAUGGGGAAAGAUUAAGAGUGUUUAAAGAUGAUGGCAAUGGAUAUAUGGGAUUCACUGUUUACAAUAUUCAAGCAGUUGGCCAAAAUAAUUACGAAUAUGUUAAUGUUGGUUCAUAUUCAUCAACAAAUAGCGAAAAAUUAAAAUUAAAUAUUUCAAGGAUAAAAACGUAUAAAGAGGGCAAUCCUCCUAUACUAGUUAAUGACCUACAAGCAACAUGUGAAGCUGCAAGAUCUUUGAGAGCCCCUUGCCUUGCAAUUUGUCCUAUUACAUCUACUUUGCCACCGACUACGACUGCACCUAUCACACCUAAACCUGAGGAACCGACGUCAGACAACAGUACUCUACUCAACAUCAUCUUAGCCGUGGUGAUAGGCGUUCUACUGCUCGUUCUUAUAUUUCUUGCAGUGAUGAUGUGUAGGCAACAAAAGGUCACUCAUGCAUUCCAAAAUAAAGAAAUGAUAAUGAAAAGUCCAAGUGUGGGAAGUUUGAACAUUUAUGAAGAACCUUACAGGGAAAGACGAAAACGUACAACAUCUUUUGAACAAAAUGAGCAUGUAAAUUCUUCAACAAGUGGAGUUAUAUCAAUGAGGUCAGGUCGUGCUGGGUCCCUAAAUGUAUCCAAUGGCACAACUCAAAGUGUUAAAACACCAAUCAAAUACUCUGAACUCUUACAAUUAGAAGUUCCAUCAACUGACACCACGAAAUGCGGAUCAAGGGCGUCAGUUGCUACUUAUUUGGACCCUGCAAAUAACGAUAUUCCCAAAAUUCAGAUUACACAAGAUGACUCUAUGUUAAGGAAUCCCAAAUACAAUGUGAAUGAACAACAACAAAGAUCUUUAUCGUCCAACAAUUUGAAAGAUUCUGAUUCACAGCUGAACUACAUUCAAGCCAAGGACCUUGAAAUUGAAGACGAAGAGGAACUUGCCCAGCAAGAAUUGGAUUUAAAUUAUCGGCAGCGUGCAAUUUCACUGAACGAUAGCAUGAUUAAUGGCCAGAACAAUGUUCCCUCUCAACGUCCAGCAACUUUGCCAGGGAUUAUGCCCCGCUCGGUACCAGGCAACAGUGACCAAAUGAGAACCCCUUCCUAUCCAGCUCCAGUACUUUCCUCACAUAUUUCUCCCAUGUACCUUGACGCCAUUCAUGACACUCAGAUCAAUGAACAAUCCAUGUAUCCAGGUAUUCCGAUACAGUUUCAAGGAAAUCCAAGCAAUACACAACUUUUAAUGGUUUCGCCAGGUACAUAUGUACCUGCGAUGGGAUAUCCAGGAAAUCCUGCAUCUGGUUAUCAACAUAUGUAUAUUCCAACUGCUCCACAUUCAAAUAUUGGGUACCAGAUACCUGCAACAACUUUUGCAAACCAAGAUCUUAGACGUCCCCGUGCUUCGUCACUUUCAGCUGGUGUUCAGCACUCUUCAUUGAGUCCACAAAUUGCUUUCUUAAAUAUAAACCAAAGAAGUGAUAUGCCGCAGAGUGUUCAUAGUGUAGCUUUACGUAAUAAUAGAGAGGGUGAAUUUGUGUCCAGCACUUUGCCAGCAUACAAAAACAAAAGUAAAGAUCAAAGAGAGCAUUACCAUUCCAUGACGUCGAUGCCUGACGUCAUUUCCCAUGAACACGACGAUGGAACAGAAAUUAUGAUUUAGAAGAAAAAAUAUAAUGCUUAUAACAUUAAAUUUAUGAUGAGAUAUUAAUUCAAUAUGUAUUUUUAAUAACGUUUAUCUUUACAAGUGUAUAAAUGGAGCAAAUGUAUACGCAAGAAUGAUUUUAACCAAGAUACAUUUGCUGUUCAGCUUGAACCCUAAACUUUUGUUAUUUAUAUACCAUAUUUUAUAUUAUUUGACACAUAUAUAUAUCAUAUCAAACCUGUUUGCAGUAUUUCAGAUAGAAAAUAAGGAUGUUAUAGCUUGACAACUGCAUGGAUGUAAAUGCAUAUCUUUUAAAGUAAAAGCUCAACUGAUAUUAGAUAUUUUUUUCUUUUAUCAUGUAUUUAUACAAGUUAUUGUUAUUGCUUUUCUUUAUUUAAUACUAUGAUCUGCUUUCUGUUUUAUAUUUUUUUAUAUUCAAUAUAUAUACUUUUG
This is a messenger RNA of Saccostrea echinata, 5216 nucleotides long. RefSeq lists its product as uncharacterized. Gene Ontology annotation, biological process: G protein-coupled receptor signaling pathway. Lineage: Eukaryota; Metazoa; Mollusca; Bivalvia; Ostreida; Ostreidae. The record is from RefSeq and is a predicted model, not a curated record. The coding region runs from base 297 to 4781 and encodes 1494 amino acids. Gene Ontology annotation, molecular function: adenylate cyclase inhibiting G protein-coupled glutamate receptor activity. The transcript is spliced from 8 exons. Gene Ontology annotation, cellular component: membrane.